Messenger RNA from Rubroshorea leprosula, 702 nucleotides. NCBI's taxonomy places the organism in Eukaryota, Viridiplantae, Streptophyta, Magnoliopsida, Malvales, Dipterocarpaceae. The record is from the annotation of a GenBank genome assembly.
CUGGGUUCCGUCGAACCCAGGCAUGGGUUCAACGGAACCCAGGCGUGGGUUCAAAGAACCCAGCACGCCUAGGUUCUUCGAACCAGCUGGGUUCCAUGGAACCCGACCCUGGGUUCCGUCGAACCCAGGCAUGGGUUCAACGGAACCCAGCACGCCUGGGUUCUUCAAACCAGCUGGGUUCCAUGGAACCCGACCCUGGGUUCUGUCGAACCCAGGCAUGGGUUCAACAAAACCCAGGCGUGGGUUCAACGGAACCCAGGCGUGGGUUCGAAGAACCCAGCACGCCUGGGUUCGAGAUGAUGAUGAUGAACAUAUAUAUUUUUUUCUGUGGGUUUGGUGUUUGAUGAUGAUGAAGAAAGCAAGGCAAGGAAGAGGAAGGAAAAAAAAAGGGCGUUGUUUGGGUUCGAUUCAACCUAAGUGCUGGGUUUGUUUGCUCAAGGAAGAAGAUGAUGGGCUGGGUUCUUGGAACCAGCUGGGUUCCAUGGAACUCAACCCUGGGUUCUGUCGAACCCAGGCAUGGGUUCAACGGAACCCAAGCGUGGGUUCGAAGAACCUAGCACGCCUGGGUUCGAGAUGAUGAUGAUGAACAUAUAUAUUUUUUCUGUGGGUUUGGUGUUUGAUGAUGAUGAAGAAAGCAAGGCAAGGAAGAGGAAGGAAAAAAAAAGGGCGUUGUUUGGGUUCGAUUAAACCCAGGUGCUGGGU